Ceratotherium simum simum (southern white rhinoceros) is the source of this 717-nucleotide messenger RNA. RefSeq names its product ANTXR like (gene ANTXRL). Gene Ontology annotation, molecular function: transmembrane signaling receptor activity. Gene Ontology annotation, cellular component: cell surface; plasma membrane. NCBI's taxonomy places the organism in Eukaryota, Metazoa, Chordata, Mammalia, Perissodactyla, Rhinocerotidae. The record is from RefSeq and is a predicted model, not a curated record.
AUGUCUGGUGUGGGAGGCCAGGUGGUGGGCGCCUGGGAAGAGGCCACCCAGGCGACCCCACGCCUCUGCCACAUGUGCUUUUUGCAGUCUGAGACACGAAAUGUCCUGCCGGAUCCCCUGCCAGAUCCCCUGCGAGAUGCCUCACCAGAUCCCACACCGAAUCCCCCGCCGUCUCCCCCACAUUUUAUCCCAAAUUUCAACCCUCUCUACUUGGUUGCCCUCAUCCCGGCCCUGCUCAUGUUCCCGGUGCUGAUCUGGUGCAUCUGGCGGCUGUGCUGCAAGAAGACCGUCAAGGAGCCACCACCAGUGCAGAAACCAGAAAAGGAGCCAGAAGAGAAGACAUGCUGUGUACGGAAAUGUCCCACAAUGAUUGUACCUUGUGGGUGCCAAACAGGCGAGAUAAGUCGGAUGGAGGGCAAACUGGAUACCUUGUGUAACUUUGUUCAGAGCUGCAACCAGGUGCCAUUGAUGUGGUGUCAGCCCAGGGACAAGGGGAGGUACAUCAACUUCACCCUAGUGAAGCCGCCUUGCGGGCAGUUAUCCUGUGGCCCGAAGAUCUGCCUUGCACCCAGCCAGGAGUGCUUCCCCAACAGCUGCUGUUCACGGUGCCAACACCCUCAACCCAUCUGCUCCCGGCCUCCCUCCAGGAUGCUGCCGCUGAUCCCUCCCCCUGCCCGCACCCUCUAUGGAGCCACUUUGUCAAUCUCACCCCAGUAG